AUGUCUGGAGGGUCUGGACAAACAGCGAGCGCCGCUGAAAAACUUCAGUUAUUGUUAUUGCAGCUCGAUCAUGCCGGAUCACCAUCUUCUCCUAUGCAAAAUUCAAGUUUAUCAAAAGCAUCAAAAGAUACACCAAAAACUGAUGAAUUAGUCAUACUUCUUCAAGCGUCGGAAGAAAUAAGUCACCGUUUACAAAAUGAAAAUGUGACAUUACACAAUGAUAUCACUAAACUUCGAUCGAAUGUUGUAGCACUUGUUGAAGAAAACAAUAAGUUACAUGAAGAAAUACGAACAACAUUUGUAUCUGAUAUGUUGCGGCUUGUAACUGCUGACGGUGAAAGACAGGCAACUGACAAGGAGUCACAGGUUGUCGAUCUUUAUGCGAAAAAAAUGCGUAGUAUUGAAAUUGAUCUUAAAGAUGCAAAAGAAAAAUUAGCCAUGUAUGAAUCUGUAUGGCAAGCACCGAAUGACUUGAUGAAUUGUUUAAAGUGUGGCUCUCCCUUACCCCUUGAUACUGGACAAAACAGUGAAAAAUAUACAAAUUUAGUGACCGAAAACGAGGCAAAUAAACGUAAAGUGGAACAGAUUCAGCAUAAGCUUGAACAAAGUCAGAUAAAAGAAAAUGCGACAUUAUCAAAAUUACAGGAAUGUAUUAUAAUCGUUGAACAAAGUCAAUUUGAAAAGACAGAGGCGAUCGUCGAGCGUGAACAGUUGAAAAUGGAAUUGAAUGAAACAAAACAGCGUUUGAAAAACACAAUUGAUGAUAUAUCAAAUAACAUUAUGGGGGAAAAACAAGCAGUUGAACGUGAUUGUGAGCAAAGAAUCAAUGAAAAUGUGGAAGCAAUUAAAAAACUAGAAGAAAAAUGCGCACAGUAUGAGGUGACGAUUGAUCGUUUGGCACGCGAAAAAACGUCACUUGCAACAGAUCUUGAUAAUUGGAAAAAUCGUAUACAACGUCAAGAAAUAGAUUUGAGUCUAACGACUGAUACAGUUAAAUUAGAAAUUCAAAAGGCAAUGAGAGAACGAGAUCAAGCUAAUUCAGGUGCCAUGAAAAUUCGUAAUGAUUAUGAGAAGUUAUUGUCACAAAGUAAUCAGGAUACCCUACAAUUACGACAACAAUUAAAUUCUGUACAAAAUCGUUCAUAUGAAAUUGAAAAUGACUUAUUGAAUUCGAAAAAAUAUUGUCUUGAAUUAACCGAAGAAACAAACCGACUAACACGUGAAAGCAUUAUGCUAAAAAGUGUUAAACAGUCAUUGGAGAAAAGUCGUGAAGACAAUAUGGAUGCCAUUGUUGUCAUAUUAAGACAACGUGAAGAUGAUUAUCGUCAAACAAUUGAAAAUUUGGAAAUUGAUCGUAAACAAUCAUUAUCGGUUCUAGAAGAUUUAGUUACAAAACAAAAUGUUAUACUAAAUAAAUUACGUUUAUAUUCGAAACAACUGACAACGGAAAUCGAAACAAUUCUCAGGCAAAAAAAUCAACUUGUUGAACAAAUAACAAUUGAAAAUCAAGAAUUAAGAAUGAAAUUAUCAAAUGCAUAUGAACGUUUAGAGACAACUGAUGUACAACUGUUAAAACAUAAUGACACGCAUAUAAAAUUAAAAGAACGCUUAAUUGAAUUAAAUACGAAAGUGAAAGACUACGAAAAUAUGAUUGAUAAAUUGAAAGCAAAAGAUUUGAUGGAUUAUCAGCAACGUCUUGCACUAAUAUCUCAAAGAACGUAG
This is a messenger RNA of Didymodactylos carnosus, 1722 nucleotides long. The record is from the annotation of a GenBank genome assembly. NCBI's taxonomy places the organism in Eukaryota, Metazoa, Rotifera, Eurotatoria, Philodinida, Philodinidae.